Molecule: messenger RNA, 1243 nt
Organism: Engraulis encrasicolus (European anchovy)
Lineage: Eukaryota; Metazoa; Chordata; Actinopteri; Clupeiformes; Engraulidae
Product: probable E3 ubiquitin-protein ligase MID2
Exons: 4
Coding region: 60-1154 (364 amino acids)
Biological process (GO): protein ubiquitination
Cellular component (GO): cytoplasm
Molecular function (GO): ubiquitin protein ligase activity; zinc ion binding
Source: RefSeq, a predicted model, not a curated record
GGAAUUCUCUUUUGAGUGUGUGCCAUGCAGCUUGAUUCAUUCUGUCUUCACCCAUAAACAUGGAUGCCAUUUGUAAGGAACUCCGCUGUCCCAUAUGCCGAGACAUAUACACUACACCUAUUUUGGAGCUGUCCUGUGGCCACAACUUCUGCAAAAAAUGUGUCCAAAAAGCUCUGGAUGCUCAAUGUGGUUUUCAACGACAGUAUGUCUGCCCUGUGUGCAGCAAGGUGACAAAACUGCAUGGCAAAGGAAUUGAGGGCAUUAAAAGAAACAUGUUUGCUGAAAAUAUGGUGCGUAGUGUCACAGCAGAAGCUCACAGACUUAUUGAAGGACUGAAAGGCAAUGACCUGUGCUUCAAACAUCUUGAACGGGAAGAUCUGUAUUGUCUUGCGGACAACCAACCAAUCUGCUGCAACUGCAAGGCCCUUGGCACUCAUGUUGGCCAUGACGUUGUCAGGAUAGAGGACAUAUAUGAGGAUAGAAAAGAGAGGUUCGCCAAAGAGCUGGAGAGUCUAGUCUACACAUGUGGCCAGAAUGCAAACCUUGCUGUGGACGUGGAACGCAAUAUGCAGGCUCUGGAUGCCAGCAAACAGUUCACUCAAAACUUUGUGAAGAGUGUUGGAGAUAGCCUGGUCAUGGAAAUCCAGACCAAAGUGGCUUCGCUCAUGGAGCGCAUCGAUUCGGAGGGUCGCACAAUGUACAAGAAGAUGCAGGAGGACCUGCAGGUGUUACACGAGCCCCGAAAGCUGUGUGAGGAGAUGAUUGCGCUUGUUCAACAGAGCAAAACGGCCCACGGCUUUCUGAAAAAGGAGGCCGGCCUGAGGGCAAGAGCAGAGAAGCUGGAGAAGUGCCCUCAGUUAAAGCCACACUAUGUUUCUCAUGGCAAAUACGUCGAAAAACUUUUGUCUGGCGUUGAUGUGAAAAGUCAGAAGGGGAAGGAAAAGACUCUUGUACAGAGAGCAAGCAAGACCCUGAAACACUGGAAGUCUGACGUGAAAGGCUUUGAUGCUACAGCUUACCGAAAUCUAGAUGUGAUGCUGAAAAACCUCUAUGUUGAGAGUCGGCCUGAGGAGGAGGACUCAGAUGCUGUGAGUUGGGACUUUGACAGCACUGAUGAUGAUGAUGAGGAGCACUCCAAACAGGCUUGGGUCUGAGGUGAUGGGGAGGAGAAAGAGCUGCAGGGAGCAGAGAGCAACGUCUAAGUGAAGAAGUUUUGAAUAAAAUGUGAUUGCAUCUAACAAGA